UCUCUUUCUUUCCUUCUUUCACCCCCAAUCUCUUUCCUCAUUCUUCAAUCAACUCUUCACCUUAGGUGCUUCUCCACAUUUGUUCCUUACAGUAGGUGGUAGACGGGGCUUCUUCAAGGAUCACAUCUUCUUCAACCUACCACCAAUUAAACCAAAUAUGUCUAAAUCUUUCGUAGCAAAACCCAAUUUUGCUUUAGAGUUUCCAUUGUAUAAGAUAUAAUAAAUAUGUGGUUUCAUGAUCUGGGUAUUCUGUAGAAAGUAAUCACAGAAGGUGGGAAAUGAUGAUUUCGAAAUUGGGUUCAACCCAGAAGAUACCGUUGAUGCUGCUUCUGUUUUUGGCUUGUCCAGUUAAGUAAUCUGAAGCUAGCAUUCGAGAAUGAAACAAUUGAACAGGGGAGUUGCAGAGAAGCAGCAUUUGCAUCACUGAGAAGUUAAAGAAGAAGAGAAAUUAGAUUAAAAAAAUAUAUAUGGCAUCUUUAUCACCGAAUCAACAAAAGAAGGCUUCAAGGAGCCCCAGGAGUUCAGACCCACAGACCAACAGAAGCUCAAGUGGGCAAACAGUGAAAUUUGCGAGAAGAACUUCAAGCGGACGUUAUGUGAGUCUUUCUAGGGAAGACCUAGACAUGUCCGGGGAGAUUAGCGGCGAUUACAUGAACUACACGGUUCACAUUCCUCCUACACCAGACAACCAGCCGAUGGACUCGACGGGGGUAGCAACGAAAGCAGAAGAACAGUACGUAGCGAAUUCUCUCUUCACGGGAGGAUUUAACAGUGUCACCCGUGCUCAUCUCAUGGAUAAGGUUAUCGACUCCGAGGUGACUCACCCUCAGAUGGCUGGAUCCAAAGGCUCUGCUUGUGCCAUGCCCGUUUGCGAUGGCAAGACCAUGAAAAACGAGAGGGGACAAGAUAUCACCCCUUGCGAAUGCAGGUUCAAAAUUUGCAGAGACUGCUUCAUGGAUGCACAGAAAGGGUCGGGGUUAUGCCCAGGGUGCAAGGAACCAUACAAGAUAGGGGACUACGACGACGACCCAACAGAUAUGUCGAGCGGAAGGUUGCCAUUGCCCGGUCUGGAGGACUCAAAGACGGAUCGUCGCAUGUCGAUGAUGAAGUCCAACAACAACAAAUCUAUGCUACUGAGGUCCCAAACAGGGGAGUUCGAUCACAACCGAUGGCUAUUCGAGACAAAGGGAACUUACGGCUAUGGCAAUGCCUUCUGGCCCCAAGAUGACAUGUACGGCGACGACGAUGGUGAUGGAGGUCUCCAAGGAGGAAUGGUGGAAACGGCAGACAAGCCCUGGAGGCCCCUCAGUCGAGUGAUCCCCAUGCCUGCUGGUAUCAUUAGCCCUUACAGGUUGCUUAUUGCGCUCAGGUUGGUGAUACUCGUUUUCUUCCUCAUAUGGCGUAUCCAGCACCCGAACGAGGAUGCCAUGUGGCUGUGGCUGAUUUCAGUGGUAUGUGAAGUGUGGUUCGCAUUCUCAUGGAUUCUUGACCAGAUUCCCAAGCUCUGCCCCGUCAACCGCUCCGUCGAUCUUGCAGUGUUGAGGGACAAGUUUGAUAUGCCUACUCCUUCUAAUCCCACCGGAAGGUCUGACCUCCCCGGCCUCGAUAUGUUCGUGUCUACGGCAGACCCAGAGAAAGAGCCACCUCUCGUUACUGCCAAUACCAUCCUCUCCAUUCUCGCCGUCGAUUAUCCAGUAGAGAAACUCGCCUGCUAUAUCUCCGACGACGGUGGGGCUUUGCUUACGUUCGAGGCCAUGGCGGAAGCUUGCAGCUUCGCUGACUUGUGGGUCCCCUUCUGUCGGAAACACGACAUCGAACCCAGGAACCCGGAUAGCUACUUCGCCAUCAAAGGGGACCCCACCAAGAAUAAGAGACGGUCAGAUUUCGUUAAGGACAGGAGGAGGAUCAAGAGGGAGUACGAUGAGUUUAAGGUCAGAGUCAACGGUCUUCCAGAUUCCAUCCGUAGGAGAUCAGACGCCUUCAAUGCAAGAGAGGAGAUGAAGAUGUUGAAGCAUAUGAGGGAGAGUGGUGGGGACCCGUUAGAACCCGUUAAAAUCCAGAAGGCCACGUGGAUGGCUGAUGGGACCCACUGGCCUGGCACUUGGGCCGCUAGUAGCCGCGAUCAUGCCAAAGGAGACCACGCUGGUAUACUCCAGGUGAUGUUGAAGCCUCCGAGUUCAGAUCCUUUGAUGGGAUGUGCGGAAGAGAAGAUCAUAGAUUUCACGGACGUGGACAUAAGGCUACCCAUGUUUGUGUACAUGUCACGUGAGAAACGUCCGGGUUACGACCACAACAAGAAGGCGGGUGCCAUGAACGCUCUAGUACGUGCCUCUGCCGUCCUCUCCAAUGGCUCUUUCAUUCUAAACCUCGACUGUGAUCACUAUAUCUACAACUGCAAAGCCAUUAGAGAAGGUCUCUGCUUCAUGAUGGAUCGAGGUGGUGAAGAUAUCUGCUACAUUCAAUUCCCCCAACGUUUCGAAGGCAUUGAUCCAUCGGAUCGUUACGCCAACAACAACACCGUCUUCUUCGACGGUAACAUGAGAGCAUUAGAUGGAUUGCAAGGCCCGUUUUACGUGGGUACGGGUUGUAUGUUCAGGCGGUUCGCGUUAUACGGGUUCGAUCCACCAAAUGUGAACAAAAUAGUAAAGAACGGAGCAGAGCAAGAGACCCAUGCAUUGAAACCCACGGAUUUCGACCCGGACCUGGAUGUAAAUAUGCUCCCUAAGCGUUUCGGCAAUUCUACUAUUCUAGCGGAGUCUAUACCCAUCUGUGAGUUUCAAGGUCGCCCAUUGGCUGAUCACCCUGCCAUCAAAUACGGUAGGCCACCUGGUAUUCUCACAGUUCCACGUGAGCCAUUAGAUGCUACCACCGUGGCAGAAGCCGUCUCCGUCGUCUCCUGUUGGUAUGAGGACAAGACCGAGUGGGGAGACCGAGUUGGAUGGAUCUAUGGAUCGGUGACGGAAGAUGUUGUGACCGGCUACCGGAUGCACAACCGUGGGUGGCGCUCUGUUUACUGCAUCACGAAACGUGAUGCGUUCCGAGGAACGGCACCGAUUAACCUGACAGAUCGGUUGCAUCAGGUGUUGAGGUGGGCCACCGGGUCAGUGGAGAUCUUCUUCUCCAGAAACAAUGCCCUAUUGGCCACCAGGAAGGUGAAGUUUCUGCAACGCUUGUCCUACAUCAAUGUCGGUGUCUACCCCUUCACUUCAAUCUUCCUCCUCGUCUACUGCUUCCUUCCAGCACUAUCCCUCUUCUCAGGGCACUUUAUUGUACGGACAUUGAGUGUAACUUUCCUCAUCUACCUUCUCGUCACCACUCUUUGCCUCAUCGGCGCCGCCAUUCUGGAGGUUAGGUGGUCAGGAAUUGGUCUAGAGGAGUGGUGGAGGAACGAGCAGUUUUGGCUCAUUUCUGGCACUAGUGCUCACUUGGCCGCCGUCUUUCAAGGGCUUCUCAAGGUUAUUGCAGGGAUCGAGAUCUCCUUCACGCUUACUUCCAAGUCGGCCGGAGAUGAAAAUGAAGACAUCUAUGCUGACCUCUACCUAGUCAAGUGGACUUCUUUGAUGAUUCCUCCCAUUGUUAUCGCCAUGGUCAAUAUAAUUGCCAUUGCUACUGCGUUUGCUAGGACGGUUUACAGUUCAAGCCCUCAAUGGAACAAGUUCAUUGGAGGAGCUUUCUUUAGCUUGUGGGUGUUGACUCAUCUCUAUCCAUUUGCUAAGGGACUGAUGGGUAGGGGAGGGAAGACCCCCACCAUUGUUUUUGUGUGGUCGGGUCUCAUUGCCAUUACCUUGUCUUUGCUCUGGAUUGCAGUUAACCCACCAAAAGCCGCUACUACUGCAUCUGCACAAGCUUCAUCGUUUCAGUUCCCCUGAUGAGUUGUGAUCUAUGAAUGAAACAUGAAACAAACAGAGCAAGGAUGGCUUCAAGCAUUAGGGAAUUCGAGGGUAGAGUUUCUCCAUUUCUUUUUAUCUUUUUUUUUUCUUGACAUUAGAGAGUUUUUCCAAGUUUUGAGGAGUGGGCUUUGUGCGAUGUGAUUAAUGAGGAAUUCUUUUUCCUCUUCCUCCUAUAAGGCUCUAUAUGGAUCAUUGUUUCCGAAGAAGAUUUCACGGAAGGUGUGGAGAGGGGUACGUGGGCUUCUCCCGUCGCUAGAUUUCUUAAUAGUAGCUGGAACAUCUGGCUGAUCAUAUGAUGGGUUGCUGAAAAGUUUGAAACGCAGGAGAGAUGCAGAGAAAAUUUGUGCAUUUGUGGUAUCUGACUAAAUUUGUAAUUUUGUUUUUUCUGAUGAAAAGAGAUGAUUCAAUUUGUAA
This is a messenger RNA of Macadamia integrifolia, 4304 nucleotides long. Its product is annotated as cellulose synthase-like protein D4. Bases 468 to 3869 code for a protein of 1133 amino acids. The transcript is spliced from 4 exons. NCBI's taxonomy places the organism in Eukaryota, Viridiplantae, Streptophyta, Magnoliopsida, Proteales, Proteaceae. Gene Ontology annotation, cellular component: plasma membrane; trans-Golgi network. The record is from RefSeq and is a predicted model, not a curated record. Gene Ontology annotation, molecular function: mannan synthase activity; cellulose synthase (UDP-forming) activity. Gene Ontology annotation, biological process: plant-type primary cell wall biogenesis; cellulose biosynthetic process.